UUGACAGCUAUGUCAUGUUUGACAGUCAACUCGAAUGCUUUGGUAUUAUAAACACACGAAAAGUAAAUAAUUUUCGCUUUGAUAUGUCUAAAACUAAAAGUGCGCGUAAAGAAAAAAAUAAAACCGAAAAAUAUCGCAGUGAAUCUGAGGAAGAUGACAAAAGGUAUCAUGAUAAGAAAAAAUUAAAAAAAAGUAGUAAAGACUCAUCCAGAAGUUCGUCAUCUGAAUCAAGUGCAUCUUCAAAUUCAUCAAAUAAAGAUUAUAAACGCAAAGAAGUCAACGAAAAAAAACGUUCGCAUAGAAAUCAAGACAGAUCACCUAGCAGAGAAGGGAAUCGUCAUCAUCAUUCCAAAUGGGAUGAUAGUCCCAAUAAUAAAAGACGACGCAGCAGAAGCCGUCAAAUAGAGCAGGAACACAGCCGAGAAAGACAUCAAAGCACUGAAUACAGAACAGUUGGCGAUGACCACCAGCGUAGAUUUAACAGCGAUAGAAGACGUGAAUAUGAUGAUAAAGGCAGAAAUAACCGUAAUGACUAUCGUAGCAGUGGCAGAGAAGAGCGUGGAAGGGAUAAUGAUAGAUAUCGUACGAAUAACAGACGAAAUCGCAGCCGAAGUCGUAGUCCACGACGUGAACACAAAACAGAACAAUAUUCACCGAAAAAUGGCAGAUAUCAGAAGCGUUAUAAUCGAGAUAAGGAUGAUAAAAACUAUGAAUGGGGCAAGAAAAAUAAUACUAAAAACACAGAUGCAUCGUCUACUAAACCAAUUGAGAAGGAAAAGCCCAAUUUUGGACUUAGUGGUGCUCUUACUGAAGACGCAAACAAAGUAAAUGGUACUGUUAUCAAAUACGCUGAACCUCCAGAGGCACGAAAACCAAAACGAAUGUGGAGGUUAUAUCCAUUUAAAGGUGAAACAGCACUUCCAACAUUGCAUAUACAUAGGCAAAGUUGUUUUCUUGUUGGUCGCGAUCGAAAGGUUGUCGAUUUGGCUGUGGAUCACCCAAGUUGUUCAAAACAGCACGCUGCUUUGCAAUACAGACUAGUACCGUUUGAACGAGAAGAUGGCACAAACGGAAAACGUGUACGACUUUAUUUAAUUGAUUUGGAAUCAGCAAAUGGUACAUUUCUAAAUAAUAAAAAAAUUGAUUCACGUAAGUACUAUGAACUAAUGGAGAAGGAUGUUAUUAAAUUCGGUUUUAGCACUCGUGAAUAUGUGCUACUGCAUGAAAAUAGUAAGGAGCAAGAAGAGGACGAUGACGUGCCCAUUAAACAAGAACCGGAUAAUUAAUAUAUUUAGUAAAAUAUAUCUUAAUGUUAUUAUAAAUAUUUGACA
This is a messenger RNA of Teleopsis dalmanni, 1331 nucleotides long. Its product is annotated as smad nuclear-interacting protein 1. Gene Ontology annotation, molecular function: protein binding; mRNA binding. Gene Ontology annotation, cellular component: nucleus. Gene Ontology annotation, biological process: miRNA processing. The record is from RefSeq and is a predicted model, not a curated record. The coding region runs from base 15 to 1286 and encodes 423 amino acids. The transcript is spliced from 2 exons. Lineage: Eukaryota; Metazoa; Arthropoda; Insecta; Diptera; Diopsidae.